GAUUCGAGUUGUUUUCCUUGGCUAGGUGUCUGGGUGCCUCAGCAGCCCUGUGGAGGAACUGUCAUUCUUGCCCUACUUCGGAGGACCUUGGCUACUUUGUAACAGAACCCUUGGAAGUUAUUUACUGGCAUCAGAGUCUGCCUCUGGGCUGUCUCUUGUGUUCCGGAGACACGGUACCAGAAUAUUUAAAUCACGGUGGCGUUAAAUACGUUUUAAUAUCUGAUAGGGCCAGUUUCUGCGCAUUGCACUUUUUUUUUUUCCUUUCAGGAACGUGUUCGGGCCCGCGGCAGGGGGCGGGGUCGCGCCUCCGCCUCGGCUCUGGUUCCAGCCAAGCCUCACCGACGCCGCCGCGAUGGAAAUCCCGAGGCUGCUCCCGGCUCGCGGGACACCACAGGGCGGCGGCGGCUGCUGCCCCGCGGGUGGCGGCGGGGUCCACCGAGCCCCGGACUCUCUGGCUUGUCAGGCCCCCACGCGCCGCCUCCUACUGCUCCGGGGGGCCCAAGAUGGCGGGCCGGGGCCGCGGAGCGCAGAGGCCCAGAGGGCCUCACGGGGCCUGGGCCCGAUCCCUAGCUCGAACCGGUUGGCGCUGAGGCCGGAUCACCAGGGCGUCCACAGCCGCCGUGGCGGUGGCGGCGGCGGCGGCGGCGGCGGCGGCGGCGAAGACUUCUUCCUGUUGCUGCUUGACCCGGUGGGUGGCGACGUAGAAACAGUGGGCACGGAGCAGGCCGGAGGGCCCGGGUGGAGGGAGGAGGCCGAGGCAGGCCCGGGCCCCGAGCGGCGCCAGAGCAGCGCGAACCCAGCGGGCCGGCUGGCGGCGCUGGGCUCCCGCUGCCUGUCGGCGGUCCCGGCUCCGGCUCCGCUCCCCGCAGCUGGCCAGGCAGCGGCGGCGGCGGCGGCGGCGGCCUUCGCGGGCACCAUCACUAUCCACAACCAGGACUUGCUGCUGCGCUUUGAGAACGGCGUCCUCACCCUGACCACGCCCCCGCCGCCUGCCUGGGAACCGGGGGUCGCGCCUUUCCCCCAGCCGCCGCCGCAGCCGCCGCCACCCCCGAGGCCGCCACGGCCAGGGGCACUGAUCGCCCCGCAGCAGGCCGGGUUUCCGCCGGUCGCCGCGGCGCAGCUGGGCGACUGCCCCGAGCUGCCACCGGACCUCCUGCUGGCGGAGCCGGCGGAACCCGCGCCGGGCCCGGCGCCUCCGGAGGAGGAGGAGGCCGAGGCCCCGGCCGCCGCCCAGAGCCCCCGCGGGCCUCUGGUCCCGGGCCCGGGCGUGGUGCUGUACCUGUGCCCGGAGGCGCAGUGCGGCCAAACCUUCGCCAAGAAGCACCAGCUGAAGGUGCACCUGCUGACGCACAGCAGUAGCCAGGGCCAGCGGCCCUUCAAGUGCCCCCUGAGCGGCUGCGGCUGGACCUUCACCACGUCUUACAAGCUCAAGAGACACCUGCAGUCGCACGACAAACUGCGGCCCUUUGGCUGCCCGGCGGAGGGCUGUGGCAAGAGCUUCACCACCGUGUACAACCUCAAAGCGCACAUGAAGGGGCACGAGCAGGAGAACUCCUUCAAGUGCGAGGUGUGUGAGGAGAGCUUCCCCACGCAGGCCAAGCUCAGCACCCACCAGCGCAGCCACUUUGAGCAGAGGCCUUACCAGUGUGCGUUUUCUGGCUGCAAGAAGACGUUCAUUACUGUGAGUGCCCUCUUUUCUCAUAACCGCGCCCACUUCAGGGAACAGGAACUUUUUGCCUGCUCUUUCCCUGGCUGCAGCAAGCAGUAUGACAAGGCUUGCAGGCUCAAGAUUCACCUGCGCAGCCACACCGGGGAGAGACCCUUCCUUUGCGACUUUGAUGGCUGUGGCUGGAACUUCACCAGCAUGUCCAAGCUCUUAAGGCACAAGAGGAAGCACGAGGACGACCGCAGGUUCACCUGCCCCGUGGAGGGCUGCGGCAAGUCCUUCACCAGGGCCGAGCACCUGAAAGGCCACAGCAUCACCCACCUGGGCACCAAGCCCUUCGUGUGCCCCGUGGAAGGCUGCUGUGCCAGGUUCUCCGCUCGGAGCAGCCUCUACAUCCACUCCAAGAAGCACUUGCAGGACGUGGGCGCUUGGAAGAGCCGGUGCCCGGUCUCCGCCUGUAACAAACUCUUCACAUCCAAGCACAGCAUGAAGACCCACAUGGCCAAAAGGCACAACCUCAGCCAGGACCUCUUGGCCCAGCUCGAGGCUGCCAACUGUCUCACACCCAGCAGUGAACUCAGCAGCCAGGGGCAGAGUGACCUCUGUGGCGCGGAGCUAGUGUCUCUCUUCUCGGAUGUGCCUGGCCACGCUUCUGCUGCGGUGCUGGACACGGCCUUGGUCAGCUCUGGAAUCUUGACCAUUGAUGUGGCCUCUGUCAACUCCACCCUGGCAGGAAGCCUCCCUGCCGACGAUAACAACAACAGCCAUUCCUUAGGGCAAGCGGUGGACCCUCGGGCCUUGAGGGGAGCCCCCGGUGACCUUCCCCAGAGUCUGGAUACCUCUCUCUUCUUCGGGACCUCGGUGGCCGCCGGAUACCAGCAGAGCCCCUUAGACAUGGACGAUGUCUCCCCUGGGAACGUGGGGCUCUUUGGCUCCUUGGCUCUGAAAAACUCGGGCCUGGAGCCCCAGGCUCUGACGCCCAGCAAUAAGCUAACCGUGGACACAGAAGCUCUGACUCCCUCCAGCACCCUGUGUGAAAACAGUGUCUCAGAACUACUGACCCCAGCCAAAGCCGAUUGGAAUGUGCAGUCCGAAUCUGACUUCUUUGGGCACGAGGAAGAAACCCAGUUCGGAUUCUCCCACCCAACGGGAGGCCAUGCUUCUCAGAAAGAAACAGACCUUAUCGCGGUGACUGGCACCCCGUUUUUGGUAUGAACAGACUCUGCCUGGUCUCUGCCUUGUGGCUCACUUUAGUUACACUCAAGCUGGAGGAUCUUCUGGACAGAGUGCUUUUCCUUGCUUGUGCGAGGGAGGCCCUUUCUUGCUGCCUUGCCAAGGAGCGCACCGGUGGACUACAGAUUCAGAGAUCUAACUUCUCACCUUGAGUCUGGAACUGAUCAGUU
Messenger RNA from Acomys russatus (golden spiny mouse), 3069 nucleotides. RefSeq names its product zinc finger X-linked protein ZXDB-like. Gene Ontology annotation, cellular component: nucleus. Gene Ontology annotation, biological process: regulation of transcription by RNA polymerase II. NCBI's taxonomy places the organism in Eukaryota, Metazoa, Chordata, Mammalia, Rodentia, Muridae. The record is from RefSeq and is a predicted model, not a curated record. Gene Ontology annotation, molecular function: transcription coregulator activity.